This is a messenger RNA of Entamoeba invadens IP1, 3222 nucleotides long. RefSeq names its product furin repeat-containing protein, putative. NCBI's taxonomy places the organism in Eukaryota, Evosea, Mastigamoebida, Endamoebidae. The transcript has a single exon. The record is from RefSeq and is a predicted model, not a curated record. The coding region runs from base 1 to 3222 and encodes 1073 amino acids.
AUGUUUUUAACCUUAUUUGCAAUACUUUUGGUAAACGCAGAUCCCUUUUUAAAGGUAGGAGAUAAGGAACCCAGAGAGACUCACCAAAAUUGUAAAAAAUUUACAAGAAUACUUGAUAAAGAUGGAAAUCCCACUAACACAAUCAAUUGUAUUGAGUGUGAGAAUAGUUAUUUCAAACUUGAAGAUGGAAAAUGUGUUUAUGAUUCAACAAAUUGUAAUGUUACUGAUCCCUAUGUGUAUUUGAGUAGCAAUGAAUGCAAAUUUUGUGAUUAUGGGUGCAACAGUUGUGAUAAAUCAGGUACUUGUACUUGUUCUUUUAACAGUGAUGUUGACACAUGCAAGCAAUGUGUGAGUACCUUUGAUUCGGGAAGUGGAACAAAAACAAAGAAAUGCAAGUAUUGUGGACAAGGACUUGCAACAAAUGUAAAUAUGGAUGCAUGCGAAGCUGCUCCAAAUGGAAAUGAAGUUUUUGAUAAAACAAAUUGUGCUCUUUCUGGAAUAAAAGAAGGCAAACAAGUUUGUUUGAAAUGCUUUGGUAACAAGACAAUAGAUAGUGAUAAACUCCAUUGUCAAUACGAACUAAAGGUGAUUGAAGGAUGUAUUAGACAGAAUGGCGACAACUGUUUGAAGUGUGAUGUUGGGUAUUAUCUAUCAUCUAAAACAUGUGUUAAAAAAGACGAAAACUGUAAUAUACUCAAAGAAACGUCUAAUGAUGUAAUUUGCACUUCUUGUAGAGAAGGUUAUUAUUUUAAUGAUAAAGGAAAAUGUACAAUGUGUGAAGUGAGCGGAGAAGAAAAUAAACAAUACGAUAGUUUGUGCGAAUUGUACGAUGCCAAUAAAUGUAUCCAAUGUAGCAUGCGAUGUAAAGUAGUGGGAAGUAAAUGUGUUUCUAAUCACUGUGUUGAAUUUAAAUCUGAUGGAAAAUGUGGGAUUUGCGAAGAUGGAUAUUUUGCACUUAAUGGCGAAUGUAAUCUAUUUGCAAAUGGUGGGUUAGAGAUGUCUUCUGGAAGCCCAACUUGCAAGGCUGGAUAUUAUCUUGAUUAUAAUAUAGAAACAAAAGUUUAUUCGUGCAAAAAAUGCAAAGGACAUUUUAUGGAUUGUUUAACUGAGGACACACCAAUGCCUGGAAGUUCUUUGUAUGAUAACUGGAAGUCUACCAAAGCAGAACCAUGUGAAGAUGAAAAUUGCGCCCAAUGUGCUGAUGAUGGUGUAACUUGUUACAAAUGCGCUUUUAACAAUGGAAGCCCAAGUGGUGUUUUAUUAAACGGAAAAUGCAUUUUAACUCCAACCGACAAUAUUUUAGAAAUUGUUGGUACUUAUGACACAACUUAUAAAUUCUGUAAGUACAAAGGAGUCAAUUCUUUCUUUGAAGAGUUGGUACCUGCAUAUAAUGAAACUACCAACCCUGGAAGUAAAUGCAAUCCGAUACUGAGAAGAAGUUACAUGUACAAAACACAAACCACUGGUAAAACUGAAAUAGAGUGCGCGAAAAGCAAUAGAGACGUGACCAAAAAUUGUAUGUGUAAAAAUGGAUAUUAUCAAACAAAUGCCUCAACGUUUACAGAUUGUACAAAAAUGUCUAACCUUGAAGGAUGUAUUGAAAGUGCAAAUGGUAAACAUUGCACACUCUGUGCAACUGGAGCAAAAUACACAUCAGAAGGAAAAUGUGUCUGUCCAAAGGGAACUUAUUUGAAAGAUGACAAAUGUGAAAGGUGCCCAGAGAAAUGCGCAACUUGUGUCUUGGAAACUGGUAAAACUGAAGUGACUUGUAAGACAUGUCAACCAGAACCUUAUGAAGGACAAGGAAGAGAUCCAGCAAAUAAAUGUGAAUGUAAAACAAACUUUGUAACUGAAGCUAAUAAGAUAGAUGUCUGUGUCGAGAAAAUUGAAGGAUGUUCAACAGAAAAUAAAUACAUUGUUCAAAACAAACAAAUCAAUUGUUUGGAAUGUGAUAAAGAACAUAUGGCAAUUGGAUACGGACUAACACAGUGUUCGCAAUGUGUUGAUGGAUAUUAUUUGGACGAAGCAAAAGAUUGUAAAGUGUGCGACCAUGGAAUUGGGUGUUUAACAUGUGAUAAAACUGCUUGCACUCAAUGUAAAGAUGGCAAUGCUAUUUUAGGACCCACUUCAAACCCAACGAAAUAUUGUACUACCUGCAAAGAAGGGUACACAUUUAAUUCAACUGAUGGAACAUGUGCAAGAUGUCCAAGUGUUUGCAAUGGUUGUGAAAUUAAAGAUGAAAAAAUAGAAUGUCUGGGUUGUAAGAAUGGCAAACAGAUACCAAACUGUGAAUGUGAAAAUGGUGUCUACCUUGAUCCAAAUACCAAUACAUGUGUUGCUUGCCCCAAUGAUCGAAAGGUUUGCAAAGGCAAUUGUGACUAUGGAAACGGCAUUUACGUCCAUUGUACCGAGUGUGUUGAUGUCUUGAGAGAACCAACAACAAAUUGUACCACAUGCAAAGACACUAACAGGUUUUUAGACUCCAAUGGCAAUUGUGAACAAUGCGCUGAAAAUUGCAAUGUUUGUACUGAUAAAGAGCAUUGCACUGUUUGUGAUCCAGCGACUUUUAGAACUGGUUUUACAUGUGAAAAGUGUGUCAAAGGGUAUUACUUGGACACUGAUAAAUGUAAACAAUGUGACAGUAAAUGUGAGAAUUGUACAAGUGCAACGGACUGUGAAAAAUGCAUUGAUGUAAACCGCAAGCCGGUUCCAGGGAAGAUGUGCGAAGGAUGUAAUGAUGGGUAUUAUCUAAGUGGAGAAAGCUGUUUGACGUGUUCGAAGAAUUGCAAAGUAUGUGAAGACCAAACGAAGUGCGUUAAAUGUGCUGUUGAAAAUUUCUUUAAGGAAACUCCUGUUGAUGGAACAUGUGUGUGCAUUGAAGGAUAUGUUUACGACACAAAAACUCAGACUUGCGAUCCAUGUAAAGACAAAUUGAAUGAAUUCUGUUCUUCGUGUAGUACAGAAAAAUGCUCUGUGUGUAAUGCAGAGUAUUUUGAACCUAAAGGAGGCGAAUGUGUAUGCAAAGAAGGUUAUUACACGACAUCAUGGGGAGCUUGUGUGCCUUGUGACAGACAUAUCAGUGGAUGCGUACUUUGUGAUGGAAAAGACUCAUGCAGUAAAUGCAAAGAUGGGUAUACACUUAAUAAAACUUCGGGAAAGUGUAAUGGAGCAAUUAAAAUGGUAAUUAUUAUGGUGACUAUUGCUCUUGCACUUUUGUUCUAA